Syngnathoides biaculeatus (alligator pipefish) is the source of this 10235-nucleotide messenger RNA. It is a transcript of the gene stard9, whose product is annotated as StAR-related lipid transfer (START) domain containing 9. The transcript has 27 exons. Bases 243 to 8534 code for a protein of 2763 amino acids. The record is from RefSeq and is a predicted model, not a curated record. NCBI's taxonomy places the organism in Eukaryota, Metazoa, Chordata, Actinopteri, Syngnathiformes, Syngnathidae. Gene Ontology annotation, biological process: microtubule-based movement. Gene Ontology annotation, molecular function: ATP binding; microtubule binding; microtubule motor activity.
AGGAAGUUCGGCAGCUGAGUUUCGCCGUUUGAAAGUUGAAGGUUCGAAGACGACGACGACGACGGCGGCGGCGACCGGGAGAGUUCUCACGGGCACGUCCACCACCCGCGGAUUUGUUUUUUUUUUUUUUUUUUUUUUGGCUGAACCAUGUCCGGAGACCCGCUAUGGCGACCCCCAAUUGAGUCCACCGCCGGGUGCUUUUGUCACAGCUUGAGGCCGAAGAGAGACACGCCGCCGUCGGCAUGGCCAACGUCAAAGUGGCCGUUCGUGUCCGGCCGCUCAACGCGAGGGAAAGUGCUGAUGGGGGAAGGUCCCCAGUCCAGGUGGAGGACAACUUUGUGAGGAUCCAAAAUGUCAAGCUGGACUCCCGCGCCGACCACGCCGCGGAUUCCAGGGAGAAGUUCCUGGAGUUCCGCUUCGACUACUGCUAUUGGUCGGCGCAGCCCGAGGACCCCCGCUGUGCGUCGCAGGAAGAGGUGUUCCAGGACUUGGGCACGUCGGUGCUGGACGGCGCGUCCGAGGGCUACAACGUGUGCGUGUUCGCUUACGGCCAGACGGGAUCCGGCAAGACGUACACCAUGAUGGGCACGCCGGACUCCGCUGGUUUGACGCCUCGUAUCUGUCAGGGGCUGUUCGGGUCUCAGGAGACGCUUCCCGACGGGCAGAACUCGAGCAGGGUGGAGAUCAGUUUUCUGGAAGUCUACAACGAGCGAGUGCGAGACCUGCUGGGCGGCAGCGAGCAGAAGACGAGAACCUCGCUACGAGUCAGGGAGCAUCCCGAGAAAGGGCCUUAUGUGCAAGACCUGUCGCAACACGUGGUGUCGGACUGCCAGCAGGCCAUGAACCUUCUGGAGGCGGGCGUCGCCAAUCGCAUCACGGCGGCGACGCACAACCACGACGCCAGCAGCCGCUCCCACGCCAUCUUCACCAUCCAGUACACUCAGGCCGUACUGGAGAACAACCGUCCUUCAGAAACCGUCAGCAAGAUCAACCUGGUGGACUUGGCGGGGAGCGAGAGAGCAGAUCCUAACUACUGCAGAGACAGACUGACAGAAGGAUCCAACAUCAACAAGUCGCUGGUCACGCUGGGCAUCGUCAUUUCCGCACUCGCCCAGAACUCGCAGAUGUCCAGCAGCUGCCAGAGCAUCAACAGCGUGGUGUCGGAGGGCGACGGCAGCACGGCGGGAAGCCACAGCAGCUUCCUGUCUGGCGGACCGAGCGCGGGGAGGAGACUUUGCUUCAUCCCCUACAGGGACUCUGUCCUCACCUGGCUGUUGAAGGACAGCUUGGGGGGCAACUCCAAGACCAUCAUGAUCGCAACCAUCUCACCGUCCGCCAGUAGCUACAACGAGACCCUCAGCACCCUGCGCUACGCCGCCCACGCCCGGAAUAUUGUCAACAAGCCGCGAGUGAACGAGGACGCGAAUGUGCGGCUGAUCAGGGAGCUGAGGGAGGAGAUCGACAGACUGAAGAGCAUGCUGCUCAGCUUCGAAAUGCAGCGUAAUCCCAGUCCGUCCCUGAGCGACGAGAGGGAGGGGAUGCUGUCCGACAUGGUGCUGCAAAAUGAGUUAAAGGUGGAGCAGCUGACCAAGGACUGGUCGGAGAGUUGGCAGACCAAGCGGGACCUGCUGGAGCAGUACAGCGUGGACAUCAACCGGGACCGAGCCGGCUUCCUGAUCAGCUCCGUGCGGCCGCACCUGGUCGCCCUGGACGGAGACGUCCUCAGCACCGGCGUAGUCUUCUAUCAUCUCGAGGAAGGAAUUACCCGCAUUGGACCCCAAGACGAGUUUGAAGAACCACAAAUAGUCCUGCCAGGUGGUGCGAACUGUGUGAUCCAAAACGACGGCGGGGUGGUCACGCUCAGGCCGCUGCCAGGUUGCGUGUGCCUGCUCAACGGCAGAGAAGUCACCGAGCCCUGCAGACUGGCGCAAGGAAUGGUCAUCGCAUUGGGAGGCCUUCAUAAAUUCCGCUUCAACCAUCCGGCAGAGGCGGCCGUCCUGCGAGAGCGCAGACGAGCAAGUGAAGACACCUGCGUCGACCUUUGCCCUCUAACUCCUGACCGAGGCAAAGAAGAAGAAGAGCUGCACGCGGUCUGCUUGUCCAGUGAGGAGUCGACCGCCAGGCGGCGUGUGGAGGAGCAACAGUGUUAUGUGGAGGGAUUGCGCCAGGAGAUCGGGUCUGAGCAGAGGCGGGCCGAGAAGGAACUGGAACGAGAACAAGCCUGCCUUCAGCAGCAGCACAGGGAGAUCCACCAGUGGAUCCUGCAGGAGAAGAGUCGCCUGUUAGCCGUCGAGCAGAGAGUCACCCAGGACCUCGGAGUUCAAACGGACUCCCGACUGGAUCCUCUUCUGGAGCGUCUCACUCUAGAUGUUCAGAAAGGGAAUUGUCCAUCACUGGUUGUUCGGGUCAGAAAGAAAGCUGUCCAGGAGGAACUACUGAAACAUCAUGCCCUGUGUCGUGCCGAAAGACGCCUCCGCCGGAAAAAGCUUCAGUUCCAACUGGAGAGAAUCGCCCGCAAGCGGCAUCUGUUGGAAGCCAAGAGGGAAUUGCAGCAUCUGGAAAAGGCACUACCCCCUGGACCCGAGAGCCCCGAGACCCCUGAGAGCCUUGAGCAAGGGUCCCAACCCAAGUUUGUUUCUCGGAGACAUUCCUUCUCUGCUGAUCUUGUGUCGCGACUGUACCCGCAUCAUACACCAAUCUUCAAACACUUCCUCAAGAGAAACAAAUCCACAGAACUGUCUUCAAACUUCACAUCGCUCGCAAGCAUUAGCAGUCGGAAAUGGGUUUCCGAUGAGUGUCUUCCCUGGGAAAAUAGCCAGUGUGGUUCUAGCAACUUUCACUCGGGACUGAAUCAGUCUUGUCACGAAAGAGGGAGAUCCUCUGAAAACAUCACGCUGAAUUCCAAGGUGGAGGAAAAUUCCAAGGAACGGCCACGUAAAGGGUACACGGAGCGUAAACCUUUGCUGCCUCAAAAAGAAUUGUCUUUUAAGAACAGAUCAGACCGAAAGUUGCCCCUUUGUAUCACCGUGCAGCCGCUUGGCAAAGAAAAUUUCGUAUCCAAAACAAACCCACCCAUCAUUCCUUGCAAUGAAGUAAAAAGACAAACCCUGGAAUCUGGAGUAGCCAACAAAUCCGUCUCUAGUUCUGUGAGACCCAGAGCAUUGGGAAAACUGCAAUCAGGUUCUAAAAACUGGUCUCCCAAUCGCUUUCCCAGAAGCCAUGAAGCUAGUGGCGGGAUGAGUGGAAGUGCCAUUAAAACAACCAUCUCAUGUGAGGAUCUCGAGCAGAGGCGUUCGUUUGACAGUUCGAGGCGAUGGCACAGCACGGAGGCUCUGAUGAACAAGACAGGCCAAUGUGUGCAUCGACAGCAACAACGGAAGGAUGAAUGCGAAUGGCAAGUACAGGAGGAAAGGCACAAAGACGCUUCUGACUCUGAGAGCCUGUUCUCCCUCGAUUCGUUAUCCUCGGCUUACGCGACGGCUCUUCUGGAGCAGUUGAAACGUGAGGAGGCGGCUCAGAGCGAACCAGACAGCGAAGACAGUGAGAUGUCGAAAGAUUCACUAGUUGUGGAGAAGUACUUUGGUGUAAAGAGAUCUUGCCAGAAAGUGGUCCCGACGUACACUCUGGUGACGGAUCCCCCGUGCAGUGAUAGGGUAAUAGCAACGGGUCUAGACUUGAGCAGCUGUCAAGAACCUAAAGUUAUCCCAGCAAAGAUGCACUGGAACCAGCAAGAUCACCUUCGAUCGAAACCCGAAAUCCCCCUCGGAGACGGUGCACAACAUUUGACAGAAGAUAACAUUGGUCAAACAAGUGUACUUUCUUCUCCCAUCGCGAAUGUUUUUGAAAACCUGCUGCCACCAAUGGAUGCUUGCUCCUCCCUUGAGGUGCCGGGUGGUUCAGCAAUCCAGAGAGACUCACCGCUAAGCGAAUGUUCCUGCCCGGCCAGUGUUAGCCUGUCACAUGGUUCAAGUCCAUCUCAAGGUUUCAGCUCAACAUCCACCACCAGCCAAGGUUUGAAUGACCAACCAACCGAGGAGCUGGUGGCACAGAAUGAGAACCACUUAGACACAAGGGCUGAGUGUUUAAUCACUACAGAUCCACCAUCCCUUUCCCAGAACUCCAGAGACAAUGUACCAAUGGACCUGCGUAGCUCAUGUUGUCAAACAGACCGACAUAUGUUCACGUAUGCUACUAAACAGGGUCAAGCUUUUAGGACAGAUGAAGUGCUCUGCAAUCUAGAUGUUACAGUCGAAGAGUCUGAACUGUCAGACGUCGGGCUCACCAAUGAUUGUUCCUUGACAAGUGCUGAGUCUGUAGACAGGAAUGAAACCAAAGAUUCCGAUCAGGCAUACUUUGCCCCGCAGCGUGAGUCGGCUGGUAAAUUUUCCAGGAAGAGAAACAAAGACCAGAAAGAGCCUCUUGUGGGCAACCUGAAAAUUCCCAAAAGAAGUCCUUCACCAGUUGGCAACCAGGGAGUUACCUGGUCUGAUAACAAUAACACAUGUAACUCCAAAAAAGAACACUGUGACUUGAAAAUUUCCAACUUUGGACUUGUAUCUGCUGAUAUUUCUGAUUCCAUGUUGAAGAAACUUGAGAAACUGAAUAAUCCUUUUGCAGGAGACAUGAGCAUACAGCAUGUAGCAAUACAACAAGUUGUUGCAGAAUCAAAUGAGGCAGGGUCGCAGAACGAUAACGUCGGAAGGAAGCAUUGUUGUCAUUCCGAGGCCAUCUGCAGUGCCAUCGACUUACGAAUCUCACAAGUUGUCCAAGAGCACUUAAAGCUGUCGUUGAUUAGCAAUAGUGGUGGUGAGAACAACUGGACUCAAAGCGACUGGAACAAAACCCUAGUCUCUGAUUGUGAUGACCAGAGAAUCAAACAAAUCAAAAACCAGACGCAAGAUAACGGGAUCAAUCGGGUCAAAGGGUUGACCCACGAUGGAGAAACUGCUGAAAAGAGACUGAGGUCAAGUGGAGUAAAAACUCCGGUAACCGCUACUAAACCUGCGGAAGAAGCCACUGUCCGCAAAGUGUCUAACAGCUGCACCAGUAGAACCAAUGACACAAGUCAAAGGAGCGAAACAAAAGAGCUUAAUCUGAUGAUGAUUGAUUGUUCAAAAGAACCAGGUAGCCUAGGCUGUUCUGAGGCUUUGGAUUCUGCAGGGCCAAGGCUUUGCCAAACAGACAUAACCGAAGGGAAUUGUGUGGAAGGUACGUCUUGGCUUGGCUGUUGCCACUCGUGGAACCGACAAUCGCCGAAGGAAGUUGAACACCCUUUUACCUUAUCCUCACGUGGAACCCAUUUAACCGAUGCAACACGAGGAAACAAACCUAACGUCAACGGGCCGGAUCAACAAAGCAGCCAACGCUCGCAUGACCGCUCUCCUUGCAUGACCGAUAGGAAUUACACCAACAACAAAUUUCAAGAUUGUCUCUGCAAGUUUGAAAAAGCUCAAAUGAACCCCAAAGGUCCUUGUAUGACCGACCAAUUUGGUUCAGAAAGGGUUCCAGGGUUAAUGACGAUCAAAAAUAGAAGUGCUUACGGAACGGAAACGGCUAAUGUUGCCACACAGUGUCAUUCACCUCUUAAAAAAAACAAGUCCAAAAGGUUCAGGAGGAGAAAAAUCCAUCAUUCAUCCACCUCCUCUCAGACAUCCUCAUCAGAUGAAGACCAAACGUCGAGCAAACGGUCAUCUGCACAGCUAAGAUUUGGGAGUGACGGCAAAGCAGAUGUCAGUAAGUCUAAUGCCGAGGAUUCCAAAGUCGACGCUAAGGUGCAGACGAUAAAAGAGGCAACGCUCUGCAGAAGAAGAGUCUCGUUACCUCCACUAACAAUAUCACCAGGGACCAAUGACUUGCAGAAUGCGCUCAGGUCGGAGGGAUCCCGAAUGCAUUUUGCCUCCAGCGAUAUAAACCCAUUCGUUCAUCAGUGGCUAGAUGGCGACCAGUCACGCGGCAAGAACCCCGCAUUUGGCAGCGCCGCAGAACUGUCCCACGAAUCCCCGCUUUUGAACCCUGCGGAAAAACGCAUCACAAGGUGCUGUAGCGUUGAUAAUGGCUUAAACGUGCAGAACUUGCCCUUCAAUUCCCAUCUGAGCACCUACGCUGCCCACAAGGGGCUCUCGAGCACUCUUAGCAGCAUUGAACCAUCAGUCAACACCACCUCAUCUAGCGGAUUCGGCUACUCAUCUGAUCCGGAGUUGAGCCAAAGCAUGACCCAGAGAACCACAAAAGAACACUGCUCUCAGACCAAGCUGGUCCUGCCGGCCACUCCAAAGAGUAAAGAGCCGUGCAAAAGGAGUCGCAUGGCUGUACCAAAGACCAAUGUUCAAAUGAACAAGUCUCUGACAUGGACCAGGAUGGAAAGCAUGUCAGUCCACCUUGCCAAACUGAUCCACAGCACUUCGGACCUGCUGGGGGACCUCCAGGGACUGAGGACGGGUCGCAUCAGCGGGUUGAGUCCUCGAUCGAUUCCCAAUGUAAGCGUUGACUGCUCGACUCAAACGGCUUUGGAUGUCGGGGUUCAGACGGAAAGACCGAAGACAGAGAGGCACCAGAGGCCCAAAUACCAUGAGGUCAACGUGACAUUGACACUGACUGGGGCUGAGGUGGUUUCACCAGACAAAGACUCUCUGUAUUUGGUGAAAACUGAAAGAGGUAACAAGGAUGAAAAGACAUCUCCUGUUUUCCAACCCCAGACCUGUCCUUCAAAAUCACCGCCCGUCAGUUGUCAAAGGCAGGUUAAAUCUGCUCCAACAAAGAAAACCUCGCCCGAGAUUUUGCACCACCGUGGUAGCGUCGCCUCUCAAAACAGCUGGAGACCAAAGGGAGGCAAAGAAGAGCAGCUUCCUUGGGUGAGAGAUCCCUCAAAGUCUGAGACUACGUUCACAGAUCGGGCCUCCUCCCCAAUUGUUACUGUGGGUGUACGAAAACAGCUGAAGCCUAGCGAACGGGAUCAGAAUGAACCCACAGAAGAGAAGAGCUUUUCUGAGUCACCUUCCAGAUCAUCAGGACCAGAUUGUGGCAUUUGCCCAAGUAAAUCGCCGGAAGAGGUCAGUGAAGAGAGUUGUUCAAGCCCGAAAGACUCUGAGGAAAGCUUCCAAAGUUCAUCGGUGGACAGAAGAAAUUCUCGUCUCAAUGCGGAUCCCCAUCUGCAGCCCAAAUGGAAGCCUUCACAAAGUCCUCACUGCUAUAACUUUUCCACGCAUGAUUAUGCCUGUGGCGAAGCAAGGAAAACUGAUGCUCAUGUCACCAAGUACCAAAACAUGCCAUCAACCAAACCAGGCCAGCAAAGACUUCAGUCCUUCUCCUUUUGCGGCGGUACCUGCAGUCGGUCCCCGACUGCAUCCCUGACGCCCAGCGAGUGCAGCACUGACAUCCUAGUGAACGCUAAACCCAUCACCGGCGCGGACCCCGAUACGUUCCCCAAAGACCUGCCCUUGCACGACAAGUUCACCGACUGGGCCGGCAUCACCCGCCGGCGUUCCGGGAGCUGCGGUUUUUCAGACGCGCUCGAGAGUUGCGCUUUCAACUCGGAAGCGAGGUUAAGGGAGAUCGAGCGUCUGCGUCAGGAGAGGGAGCAGGUGAUGGCCUCCGUCGGCCUCGGGGCCAACUCCACGCCGCUGACCGUGGAGCUCGCCGAGGCCAAGCUGCACUACGGCCUGGGAGAAACGGAUGCGCUGCUCAAGAUGAUGUCGCCCAGGUCCGCAGAGGAGCUGGUGGCGAAGUCCGCGACGUCGACCCUCGGAAAGCAGGAGCUCCGGGAUCGACAACGGUUGGGGGUCGAGGUUUUGCGUGAAAAGACGGAGGAGCAACCCAAGACGAGCCGUCGGACUCGGAGCCUCAGCCCGCGUACGCGUCAUCCCGGAAGCCGUCCGGAGACGCCCGACCGACAGCUAAAGCCGGAUACCGCCGGAGUGCGAGUCCCGGCGAGCGGCGACGGCGAGUGCCCGCCGGACGUCGGGCAGCUGCUGCGGGAUUACGGCCGCGCCCGGCAGGAAGCCAUGAGCGAGAUCGCCAGGGCGAGGGAGCGACUGCGCGAGAGGACCGAGCGGGAGAAGAGGCGGCUUCAGCGGCAGCAGCCGUCGCCGGAGUCCAAGGAUGACCCGCGGCACGAGACCAGUAUCAGCAACAGCACCUUGUGCACCGGAUCCAGCCUGAGCCUUUCAUCUGGACCCACGUCGGGCUACAACAGCGCCAACGCUCUCCAGCGGCAACGCGGACAUGCCGGCUCAUUCCUGGAAGAAGGUGAGAAAGUUUCCUCUCGGGUCAACAUUUCCGCUCAAGACGGCCGCUUCGAGCCCGCGAUGACCUCGUCGCCGGCGUCCCCCAGCCGACGUCGCGCCGCCUCCUUCGGGUCCACGUGUUCCUCGUCCGUAUCGGGACGUCACCCGGGUUUUGCGGGCCCGGGCACGCCGUCUUUGCCGGUCGCUCGGAGGCAAGCGCCCGUCGUGGGCGACCUCUCCGACGCGGCGCGCACGUCUUUGGCCGUCCGCGCUCCGCAGACGAAGGAUUCCGACUCUUCAUUUUGCACCUGACUUUUGUAUUGAAUUUUGUAUUUUUUCCUUUGGACACAAGAGGGCACUAUCUCCAUUGAGCAGCUUUAUUUUUAUAGAUGCAGUAUAAUGAUUGGGUUUGUUUGUUUGUUUGUUUGUUUGCUUCCAGCAAUUUUAAUGCUAGUUUACCAAAGAUGAUUUUUGUCUGAGUUGGUUACUUCAACGUGGUUGUUUCAGGUAUCACGUUUGUGAUUCUCCUUUCAUUUCCGUUUCCAUUGGCUCCCCAUUUUGAUUGAUUUCCGAUCACCUAUGACUGUGAUUCUCAAUUGAUUUAUUUUUUUUACCACCCCCCCCCCCAAAAAAAAAUGUUUGCGUGCUCAAAGCACCACCAACAUUAAAUUCCAGUAAUGUGGUAGCAGCACAUGUAGACAAUCAGGCUUGUUUUUUUUUUUUUUUUUUUUGUUCCCAUCCGAGGACUUCAGACGUGCCGACUACAUAUUUUGUGUUUUUUGGGAUGUUUUCCCGCGUGGCGGACUUUGGGACCCAGGAAAGCUCUUGCGAGACUUGCGUGUUUUAACAGUCGCUCAGCCAAUCACGACGCUUCCUGAACGUGCCGACUCUAACUCCAAAUAUUUUCCGCCUUUUCCACAAGGCCAAGUGGACUUUAUUUUUAUCAGUGACGACUGAACUGUUAGCAGCCUGCGUACUGCACCUCUUUUCUGGUAUGGUCAAGCAUUGGCCUCACAGUUCUGAGGUCCCGGGUUCAAUCCCGGACCCGCCUGUGUGCAGUUUGCAAGUUCUGCCUGUGCCUGCGUGGGUUUUCUCCGGGCGGGCACUCCGGUUUCCUCCCACAUCCCCAAAAACAUGCAACAUUAAUUGGACAGUCUAAAUUGCCCCUAGGUGUGAUUGUGAGUGCGAUUGGCUGUUUGUCUCGAUGUGCCCUGCGAUUGGCUGGCGACCAGUUCAGGAUGUACCCUGACACCUGGGAUAAGCUCUCCCCGCAACCCUUGUGAGGAUAAGCAGCUAAGAAAAUAGAUGGAUGGAUGUAUUUUUCGGGGUUCCCAACACCACUGACAAAAAAAAAAAAACCCACAAAACUUUCAAUAGCGCCCUCUGGAAAUUUCGACAAAAUAAAUCAGCCGGCGCUGAUCAGUUUGGCCAGUCAACACGAAAGUGAGCAGAUGAUGUCAUAACCGGACGCACGAAAACAUCUCAAGGACGCAAGAUUGAAAUUGGACAGGAAGUCGGACAUUUUGGUCGGAAGUCGCCAUUUGCGGCAACUCAUCUGGGAAUUAGAAGACGGGAGGUCCAAUCGGGAAGUGGGUUUCAAAUUAGGAUGGCACAUCGGCAACGUGGAUUUGCCGUGAAAAGGGGGCGGGGUUUCAUCAUUUUUGCUCAGAAAAAUAAGAUGGAAAAGUUACUUUACAAAAAUGCUGCAACAGUUCAAAUUCCACUUCCCCUAGUUUUUGUUUUUAGUAUUAUUAUUUUUUUUUUUUAUCUGAACUAUGCAAGUUCUCGCUAGGAAAACCAAAGAAAUCCAACAAUGAAGGCACAAGUGAAGGAAUCUUGUGAUGGGCAUUUUUCCAUUUUUUUACUACAGCUAUAUGUAUUUUUAUUUUUUACUUGUGCUGUUGUAAAUGUGUUUUUGUGUGUAAUCUGAAUUAAAAAAAGUGCAUUUUGUGCCUUUUUUAAAUAGCAAAGAUGUUAUUUGUAUCUGUUUGAAUUUUUAGAAAUGCAUAUUUU